GUGUAAAAACAACCUGUGUCACUGCCUCCUGGUACGCCUGAAACAUGGCACACAUCCAGAGGGUGCAGAAGAAGACCAGCACCAUGUCAUUGACCAUCUCAUCUUCAUCUUCAUCUUCUCGAGAGGUUUCCUCUCGCUCCGCUACCUGCUCCUCCUCCUCAGCCGUCCUCGCGCAGAGACACUCCAGCCUAGUGCAACCACUGAGUGUCAGUCCUCAGAGGACUCAGAGUCCCAUCUCCAAUCAGCAGUAUUCAGGGAAUGGAGUGGCCCCUACUUUUGUUAAGUGUCUCCAUGACAUGUGUACAGUGAAAGGCCAGCUGGUGGUCCUGGAGUGCAGACUGAGAGGGACUCCGCCACUGCAGGUCAUGUGGUACAGAGAGGAUGAACAAAUACUGGACUCAGAUGAUUUUAGGAUACUACGCAAGAAGGCCAGCUCAGCAUCAGUGCCAGAGGAACUGUGUACACUGGUGAUCACCGAGGCCUUUCCAGAAGACUCCGGCCUCUUUAAAUGUGUGGCCCUCAACCCGUUUGGCACAGUCUCCUGCUCAGCCAUCCUGGAGGUUUACAAUGACCUGGAGGAACAGCUGGAGGUGGAGGCUGUCCAUCAACAGGAAAUGGACUCCAUCAUCAGAGAGGAAAAGGAGGCCAUGUUCCAGCAGGAGUGUGCAUCUGUCCAGACGUCCUCCUCCAGGAAGAGCAGCGAGGACUUUCCCCCUGUGCUGCCUGAAAGUGUGACUCUUCCCCCUCCAGAGUGGCCCGACACCCUCCUGGAAGGCAACAUCCCCAGUGCAGAUUUCCCAGAGCCUCAGCCAGCCAACCACUCCUCUGAAGAGCCCUUUAGUGGCAGCCAAGAGGAGUGUACUCUGAGUUCAGAAGGCCAAAGCUCAUCAGUAGUCACGAUCCAAGCCUUUUCACCAAGCCCUCCUCUACCACCACCACCUGCCCAAGUCAAGGAGAAAACCCCAACACCUAAACUGUUCACUCCAAGCAAGCUCAGUUUCACUACCUCCCAGUCAGGAGGCAACAACAUGAACCUGUCAGACCUUCCUACCUUCACUCCCAGUGCUUUCCCUCCCAGCGCCUUCAACUAUGAGCGACCAAGACAUUUUAUUCAGUCACAACCGGCCUUUCAGGCUCCCAGCUACGAGAGUGUGCUGAGGGAGUCCCAGGAGACCCAGACUAACUCCUCUCAGAACAUAAUAAGUUCCCAGAAUACUUCAAAUGCUGCUGAGACUAAAUUGAUGUCCACACAGAGCCUGGCAUUUUCUCAAGCUCAAUCAGUGUCUAAAACCAUAUCCCAGACUCAGUCACAGUUUCAGUCCCUGAGUCUCAGUGAGAGUCAGAGUCAGUCUGUUACCCAGGUGCAGAGUCAGGCCAAUGGUACCAGCAAGUCCUCCCCUUCCUCCUCCAGCGUCAGCUCUCCUGUUUCCACCCCAGCCUCCUCUGCUGCUCUUCCUCUGUCUUCCACCUCCACAUUGCUCAGUCCUACUGCCAGCCUCUCCCCACCCUCCACUUCCACUGUUCCCCGCAACACCAUGCGCUCCACUAUCACCCUCACCCCUAGUGUUCCCAGUGCCACAGGCCUGGGCAGUGCCACCCUGCCAGCCAACCAGGACAGCAUGUCAGCACCUGUUGCAUACCUCUGCUCUGUCCUGCCCUCCCAGUCCUCCUUCUCCCCUUACUCCUCCUCUAAGUUGUCUCCCAGUGCCAACAUCUCCCCCUCCCGUUCCCCACUCUACCCCUCCAGCCCUCUCCUCCCCACCAGGGUCCCCCCCUCACCUGCCACCAUUCCUCAGCAGCAUGUCCCAGUGUCCCCAUCCCAGCCCCACACCCCACUCUCUCCUCCCUCCUCUCUCCAUCAGCCCAACAAUAUAAACAGAGUACAGCCUACUGUGGUCUCCCUGCCUGCCAACUACAAAGGGACUCCAAACAUCCUUCCUAAGCCCAUUCUGAAGAAGUCUGUCAUUGCUCCCCGGCCAUCUUCUGCUCGCUCCACGGAUGAAGACAUCCAGGGCUCCAAAGAUGCCCUGAUCCAGGAUCUGGAAAAGAAGCUGCGCUCAAAGGAGGCCAGAAGGAGACACAGCCAGAAACUGUCCUAUGAGGAGCGAAUGGCUCGCAGGCUGCUGGGUCCAGACAAUGCCUCCUACAUGUUCGACCAAGACAAUCUGUCAGACUCACAGCUUGACCAGCCAGAUUCACCAGAGGGAAGACACACAGGUGGACUGUGGGGCAGGCACCACUCAGGGACUGAUGACAGGGGAAAUGAGGGCCCAGUGAUCCAGGAGAAAUGUUACGCUCCUCGCUUCCUCCAGAUCCCUCCAGACCUCACUGUAGAGGAAGGACGCUUCUGUAGGAUUGACUUCAAGGUUGGAGGUCUUCCCAUCCCAGAUGUGUGCUGGUACCUGGAUGGUAAAGCCAUCCGUCCUGACGACUACCACAAGAUGUUAGUGUGUGAGAAAGGGAUGCACUCAUUCAUCAUUGAGAUUGUAACAGUGCACCACGCUGGAGUUUAUGAAUGUGUCGCCAGGAACCGAGCAGGGGAGAGCAGAUUCUCCAUGAGGCUUGAUGUAAUAGCCCAGGAGGCUCUGCGCCCUCCCACCUUUGUCCAGAAGAUGUUAAACUCCAGAGCUCUAGAGGGAGACACUGUCCGAUUAGAGUGUAAAGUGGACGCUUCUCCUCCUCCACAGCUCUUCUGGAAGAAAGAUAAAGACAUGCUGCGCAUUGACCCCAACAGAAUGAGUCUGUACCAGGACGGCUCGGGCAGACAGUGCUUGUUGAUAGAGCGAGUGGUGAAGUCUGAUGCCGGGUGGUACACUCUGUCUGCCAUCAAUGAAGCUGGCAUGUCCACCUGCAACGCCAGGCUGGAUGUAGGCACUCGUACAGCCCCACCCAUGAAAACGGCGCCACCUGCUUCAAAGACCCUGAAGCUGCUGUCAUCCCUGAGCCACGUGCCCACUUUGAGUGUGGAGAGUCCCGGGCAGCACACGGCCCCGCUGUAUGAGAGUGAGGAGCUGUAAAGCCACAUCUCCACUGUCUGCCGCACACAUCAGAAAUGAAGAAAACAACGCACGAGAGCCUGCAUUUUCAGUCAAAUGUCAAGGCAGAAAAAUCCCAGCAGACCAGGAUAUAUCUCACAGCUCUGGAGGCCAAACCCAGUCAGGCUAGGGUUGUGGCUGUACUUAGUUUUACUGUGGAUAUUUUCUCUCUAUUUCUGUCAGACACAAAGAAAACAGAGAAGGUGCAGUGUUUGCUCCAAGUCCUUCAGAUUUACACAGAGCGAUGUGUUAAAAUAUGGUCAUGAAAUACUUUCAGAAUAACCUGAAACCUGAAGGAUUCUGGGUAGCUCAUAUGUGCUUCAUGUCUAUAAGCCUCUGUUCGUCCUGUUUGCUCUCAGCUGCAUGGUGCGUUUAGGUCACUCAUGUAUAAAUAGGCCCAGAUACAGCGUGGCAGCCAGUUCUAACCUAGAGGCCAACCAUAUCACUGUAAAACUUUAGUACAACCCACAAUCUACCACGCUGCACUUUAAUCCUGACAUCUGACACCUGUCCUCUUCCCUUUAACUCACUAUCAGGUUGUUUGAGCCUCACUGUUGCUUUUCUGUUUCUGAUGACGUGUGUCUAUGAAGCUGCACUUACUGGACUGCAAAUCAGGGGUGUAUUUGUCACUAACCUGAUGUUUCUCUUAGUUACUGCCCUGAUUCUCUGCUGUGGAAUCAUCUCAGCCGAUAUUUGUUCUUCCAGUUGGUUUCUAUUAUACAGUGUAUGUGAAUGAAGCUAUUUAUCGACAAUAUUAGGAUGUAUCCUCUGUCUGCAAAAGACCACAACCAGAGGUGUACAUCAGUGGUGUGGACACAGAGCAACAGGCUGCCAUUCUGAGAACGUGCUCUGCAAUCCAACACACACUAAGUUGCAUUUAAACAUGCAGAACACACAUGUACAAGUUUCCCAUCUGCAGUGCAGAUACAUUGUGUUUUUACUCUUUAGGAGGUAAUCAGUUCUCUCCUCACAUAAAUACAUGAUGGUCGCUAUCAGUGUGUCAGCCUCACAUUCAUCAAACUCUCACUCCUUUCUGACCUUUGAGCCUUUCAGAAAAAAACAUCUGCGAUAUGAAAAAGGACGCUUGUUUUGCCUGCUUUUGUUUUUUUGUUUUUUUUGUCCAGCCAGGAGCUCUUUUCCCAAAAUCCUGUAUUUUUUGCCUGAAUCUGCAUGACAUGUAACCCUGCGUGGCCAUUAUUUGGUCUGUUCGUUGUAACAAAAGCCAUUAAAAAAAGCUAAGAUCGGGGACAUGGGAUCAUCAUUCUGUUAUGAUGUAAAGUAGGGACAUGUUUCUCUCAGAUACAUUAUUUCUGACUGUUGUUAUGAAGUAGUUUGGAAGAAACAGGUUUAAAUGGUGGCUUUGCUUAAAGCUUCAGAGUAGCUUUGGUAUGUCCAGCCCAUUCUGAUGAGAUGUUAACCUGCAGGUAAUUGUGUGAAUUCUUCUUAAAUUAUAUUUGUCGUGUAACUAGCUCUACAUAUCACUGUAUGAAUGAGGAAUAAAGUCUACAUGACCCUG
Molecule: messenger RNA, 4551 nt
Organism: Sphaeramia orbicularis (orbiculate cardinalfish)
Lineage: Eukaryota; Metazoa; Chordata; Actinopteri; Kurtiformes; Apogonidae
Gene: myot
Product: myotilin
Exons: 17
Coding region: 45-3017 (990 amino acids)
Biological process (GO): dendrite self-avoidance; homophilic cell-cell adhesion; axon guidance
Cellular component (GO): axon; plasma membrane
Molecular function (GO): cell-cell adhesion mediator activity
Source: RefSeq, a predicted model, not a curated record